AUGGAGCACUCUUCGCCUCUCGCUGCGAUACAGCCUCCGUCAGUGAUGUUCGGCCAUUGUUUCCGGUCAGAAGGACCGAAUUCUUAUUCCAUGGGUUCAAUGUCCGGAUUUGGUGGAAACCCGUUCAACUUCAAAGAAUUGUCAAUGAAGAAAUCUAGCUCCGACUACUUCAACAUGAAACCCAUUCGGGGUUCAUCCCCCACAGCUAGUUUGGCUGCCGAUCUUUCUCAAAAUUUCCACAUUGAUCACAGUCCCCAGUUGGCCACCCCACGGCGGUCUUUGUUUACGGCCAGCGUGCUCGGUCAUACCAAUGGACGUGAUGAUGUGAUGACCACCCCGCCGCUCCCAUCUUCACCAGCUCAAGGCAUGGACGUUAUGGACAUGUCUCCACUGCCUCACAAGCCGGCAUUCUUUGUUACUACCGAGAUCGAGAUACAGUCUCCGACACCUGGCUGUGGUCCAAUGGAAUCUCCAAUGGUAUCUCCGAUAGCCAGCCCUCUGCAAGCGUCUCCGAUGGAGUCUCCUCUUUGCCCGCCUGAGAAGAAGCGGCCCACUUUCCUGCGUCCGAGUCUGGCCAGGAGCAAGGCUCAAUCACUCCAGCUUGGAAUGACCCGGCCUGCACCAGAGAGCAAAGCACCGCCCUUCCGGUUUGGAACUGGAGCGAAGACCUCUCUCAGCACAUCCACUUCUCUGGAAGAUAUGUUUGGGGACUCCCCGCCCCAUGAACGCCCUGCCCCUCGGAACAUUUCUUCAACUCACCUCGCACCGCCUCGUAUGCGGCCGUCACUCCACCAUGCCCGUAGCAGCGGCUCCCCCGCGCCCAGUUCAAUCCGUAAACCCUCUCACUCGUUGAUGCGUCCCCGCAAACAGUGCCGGCGAUCACUGAGCAUGUUUGAGAACCCAGCAGAUAUCAUUGCCGAUAAAGAGGCCAAGGUAGCGACAAAUACACCCGUCCCGUCCAUUUGUGACAUUUCGAGUCCGCCCAGCAUGAAGCUGCCUCACUUCAUCCCUGAGGAUCGCGCGGACUCACUGCCUCGUAUUGACAAAAGCACUCUUCUGGAACUCAUGAACGGCAAGUUCAACGACCAGUUUGACCACAUUCUUAUCAUCGACUGCCGCUUCGAGUACGAGUAUGAGGGCGGCCACAUCACUGGCGCAUUAAACUACAAUGACAAGGAACGUCUGGCCGGGGAACUGUUCAGUUCCCCUCAGGCCCGCACUGCACUUGUCUUGCACUGCGAAUACUCUGCUCACCGGGCUCCCAUCAUGGCCAAGUACCUGCGCCACCAUGAUCGCGCUAUCAAUGUUGAUACGUACCCUCACCUGUCAUACCCUGAUAUGUACAUUCUGGAUGGUGGAUACAGUUCCUUCUUCGCGGAGCACCGUUCGUUCUGUUUCCCUCAGAACUAUGUCGAAAUGAGUGCCAAAGAACAUGAGUUCGCCUGCGAGCGGGGUCUUGGCAAGGUUAAGCAGCGCUCUAAGCUCAACCGCGCCCAGACUUUUGCCUUUGGUGAACAAUCCCCCCAAAUGGAGGACAGUCCCACUGGCCGUUGCCGACUUGGCGACAACGAGCGAAACCACUACCUCAGCUCCCCAUUUUCCCAAAGCCCAGUGCCGUCCCGAACUCCCGGACGCCGAAUGCUUUCCUAUUAA
This is a messenger RNA of Penicillium digitatum Pd1, 1653 nucleotides long. It is a transcript of the gene nimT, whose product is annotated as putative tyrosine protein phosphatase MIH1. Lineage: Eukaryota; Fungi; Ascomycota; Eurotiomycetes; Eurotiales; Aspergillaceae. Gene Ontology annotation, molecular function: protein tyrosine phosphatase activity. Gene Ontology annotation, biological process: protein dephosphorylation; positive regulation of G2/MI transition of meiotic cell cycle; positive regulation of G2/M transition of mitotic cell cycle. Gene Ontology annotation, cellular component: nucleus; cytoplasm. The record is from RefSeq and is a predicted model, not a curated record.